Molecule: messenger RNA, 441 nt
Organism: Mesorhabditis spiculigera
Lineage: Eukaryota; Metazoa; Nematoda; Chromadorea; Rhabditida; Rhabditidae
Source: the annotation of a GenBank genome assembly
AUGAACAUCCUUCAUUCGGAACCGUGGAGAGGAUUGUUGUCGGAAAUUCAAGGUGACCUUUAUUUUGGAAAGGAUAGCGACUAUCCGUCUGAGAAAGAUGUGUAUGAGUGGGCUGGUAUAUGGAAGUGGUUACGUUUGAGAGGAGAGUACGGUCGGGAGUACGGUCUCAACUUCUCUUCAUUUUUCUUGCGAGGUUUGCAGAACAUGCUAAAUGGAGAAGUAGCAGCUGCUGAAGCUUGGUUCCAUCAAGGCCCCUGGAAUUUCCCAUUUAUCAACGAGAAAGAACUAGCGUUUGAGGAAAAAUACAAUGUUAGUGUAAUCUUGAUAACGCAAGAAGGAUACAGCCCGACGAAGCCGUCCACUUUUGGUAUAAUUCGGAUCGAAAAGCCGGAAUCGAUUUCUCCGCCCUCCCAAAUCGGGUCAAGUUUGAGCAGAUGGAGC